This is a messenger RNA of Alternaria rosae, 1165 nucleotides long. RefSeq lists its product as uncharacterized. NCBI's taxonomy places the organism in Eukaryota, Fungi, Ascomycota, Dothideomycetes, Pleosporales, Pleosporaceae. The record is from RefSeq and is a predicted model, not a curated record. The transcript has 3 exons. Bases 260 to 1165 code for a protein of 301 amino acids.
CUAUCGAAACGUAAACAUACAAGAUCAAAACGCCAAGCAGACCCAUAAGCCUUUCUUCACUCUAUAAGGGAUUUGUUUGCUCGCAGCUGACGCAUCUUCUGGCGCAUUUCGUACCGCAAUCGAUCACGUACUGUUAGCUCAGACCCCGACAGCCACCUGUGGUACGUAUCUCGACAAUGCCAAGCCGGAGAUUCAUUCGAAUACUGGGCCACAAAGUUUCCUUAAAAAGCAUUAAUCUACUCUACACCUAAACCAUUGUAUGCGCAAUUGUGGGGUGGUCCUGCAAGUGACUGAAUUCAUUAACAAUGUUACUGACGAGUUGAUGCGUUUUUCGAACCUCGGAAGCGGGCCUACUCGAGAUGAUGUGCGCAAGACCUAUCUUCGGGAUCUUUGUCUCACCUUUAGCGUCCUCCGCCCACAGAUGGAGAUACUGUCAGACGUACCAUUCCUCCUGAAAGAGAAUGACCACAUGACGAGAUCGCGAUACCCGGUUCUACCGGGCCCCAAUCUUUUGACCUCGGCCGCGGCUGUGGGAAAGUUCGAAGCUCUCCAUCAUUUCAUAGCGCAAGGGGCAGACCCUCUAGGGUACACUGCCGGCAUAAUCACUACUCCGAUCAAGGCAGCUGCAGUGUGCGGCCACACCCCGAUGGUUUGCAAGCUUGUAGAGAUUGCCCGGCUGGAUUUCCAUACCCUAGAAGAGAGGGAACGUGACUGGAUUCUCUUCACGUUCGAGACGGCUCAGUGUCAUGCUAUCAAAGCUGGAGAUGCAGAAUCUCUACGACUGUUACUAGAGUUUUUUGUCGCCCACCGUAAUACGAGCAUUCCGAAGAUGUGGCCAAAGAUGAUUUCUGAAGCCGCAAAGAACGGCAAAACCGAGACUCUCGUAACCCUGUUGAAAGACAUUAUACCAAAAAGCACUGAACGGGGCCACCAGAGCGAUUUACAGGAAACAUGGAAAGAAUCUUGCAAGGCUGGGCAUGCCGAGCUGGUACGCCGACUACUUGGUGACGAAUUUGCGCUUGUCAAGCGGGAUCCGAUAAUCCAAAAGGUUUCGCUGGAAGCAGCUCGUUUUGGACAUGGAGGCUUAGUCGAACUUCUCAAAGGUUACGGCGCACACAUCGAAUCACAACAUCUCGUCCAAGCAAUAACAGCCUUCCCGGAUUGA